This is a messenger RNA of Macadamia integrifolia, 1985 nucleotides long. RefSeq lists its product as uncharacterized. Bases 466 to 1830 code for a protein of 454 amino acids. The record is from RefSeq and is a predicted model, not a curated record. The transcript is spliced from 8 exons. Lineage: Eukaryota; Viridiplantae; Streptophyta; Magnoliopsida; Proteales; Proteaceae.
UCUUUUCUCGUUAAAGCAAUUAGGGCUGCCGCUUUGGAAGGAGGUGUGGAGGUCGUAGAGAGGCUUGGAAACUGGUUUUGGAAAACAAAGCUCAGCUACGGUCAGAGCCUCACAGCUUUGGAACUCUCAGAACACAGUGUCUCUCUCUCUCUCGUUCUUUUGCUUGCCGCGCAAAACCGAACGAAAAAUAGUCGUUAGUGUUUUUGCCCUUUCUCUACUCAGUUUUCAAACUUGAAGCGAGAAGGUAACUGAAAAAUCUUCCAUGAGACCAUAGCAUUCAAGCGUUUCAGGGCUUCUCUCGGACUUCACGGUGUAAAAGACUUGGAUUCCUUUGAGGAGGAAGAAGAAGAUAUCGUGGGGAAUCGACCUCGAUUACUGAUUCGCGGUUUCUUGGGUUUUGAAGUAGGUUUUGUAAGCUUUAACUUUUUUCUUUUCUAGGGCUUUAGAGGUUGUUCGUUUUGAGUGAUGGGAAGUAGGGUCCCUGGGUCACACUACAACUUGAGGUCUGCGAACUCGUUUAUUGGAAGCUCCUUGCACGAUCUCAACACUGUAGAUGGUCGGCCAGGGGAGAUUGAUGGGAUUAGUGACGUGGAUCGUGAUGGAGUGACAGAAGAUAGCUUGGAGAAUGACGAUGAGUCCAAUUCGGUUGAUUGCAUACAUGAAUCUUAUAGGAGUUCUUUAUCGCUUCAUGUUGUUGGAGUGGAAGAAGAUCGCUCUGGUCUUGAAAAUAGUGGGUCUUCGAGGUCAACCUACGACAUUUUGACAAGUGAAGAUGUUGUACCGAUUGAAACAGCAAGAGCUAGAUUCUUGCAAAUAAUCGUGGAUCAUUUUAUCAGGGAGCAUUUCAUAGAAGUGGCUGAUUCUGAGUCAGAAUAUGGUGCCCAAUCAGGCCAAGAUAAACUAAAUAAGAGGAAGAAUAGAGAAGUUCAAUAUGAAGGUGAUCCAAGGUUUGUCUUGCCCUUGAUGUAUGUGGCCAAUUUGUACGAGACAUUAGUUAAUGAUGUGAAUAUGAGACUUGCUUCCUUGGAUGGAAUUCGUGAAAAGAACAUUGGGGUUGCCCUUGAAGCUGCUGGUGGUUUGUACAGAAGGCUAGCCAAAAAAUUUCCGAGGAAAGGACACUGUACAUUUAAAAGAAGGGAAUUGGCAACAUCUCUUGAGACAAGGACGAGAUUUCCAGAACUAGUAAUACAAGAAGAGAAGCGGGUUCGUUUUGUAGUAGUCAAUGGUUUAGUGAUUGUUGAAAAACCAAAUAGUUUGCUUACUGAGGAUGCAGAAUGGUUCAAACGGUUGACAGGUCGGGGAGAAGUCGCUGUAUCAGCUCGAGACUAUAAGUUCUAUUCACCCAGGCAUAAGUAUAGACGUGUUGCAUCACAUUCUGUGUCCAACAUUCCUGGCUUGCCGGCAUUCUCAAGCGCAGAUAAUUCUUGUGCAAUGGCUACAGCCCCAGGAUUCCGACCUCUUAAUGAACCGCAGAAUCAGCAGCCUCCUCAAUCCAAACAUCAUAUACAACAACUCCCGCAUCAAACCCAGUUUCAUCAACUCCAACCUCAUAGUCAACCCGUUCAUCAUAAUCAACAUGUGAUGCACUUCUCUCAUCCGCAUCCAUGUGGACCUUCUUCGCAUAUUCCUGAGAUUUCUCAUGGCCAUCAAUCACCAACUAUGACACAACAUAUGGCUUGCAUGCAACCCCUCACCGGAGGCCAUGUUGGAGGGCGCUUGCAUGUACUGCCAACAAGCCCUGCAAAGUUUUGUGAUGAAUGUGGGGCUCCUUAUUUGAGAGAGACAUCCAAGUUUUGCUCAGAAUGUGGUGUAAAGAGAUUAGGAAUAUGAUGGUCUCACUUUGCCGCCGUUUUAUGUUUCUAGGUUUUUCCCCCUUUCUGUAAAUAUUUCUGGGGUUCAAAAUGUAAGUGUACAGUCAUGUUACAUAGUUUGUAGUUUUAUAGAAUUAGAUUUUCCUUUUUAAUUAUUAAAUUGUCUUAUAUUUA